AUGCGAUCCGCUAACGACGCUGACUAUAAACCAACGAAGUCUUGGCGCCAGUCAAGCCAACCUAAUACUUCGGGAACAUCACUGCAUCACCAACAAGAUAUUCACGAUAUUAUCUCAGACGACCUUAGCGCUGGGUUCCCAGAUGGAUUCUACAUGGACUUCAAUAAUGGAGUUCCUCUCAUGACAAGUCAAGAGGAUCCUCUAGCCCUUGAUUCAACGAUGGAUGGGUGGCAAGACUUUCUGACCUUUGACCCAACAUUACCAGGCUGGGAAGAUCCUAUGGCCUAUGAUCCGACAAUGGGUGGCUGGCAGGAUCUCCCAGCUUUUGACCCAACAAUGGGUGCAUGGCAAUAUUCUUCCACAGAGUCUUCCAGAGCUUCAUCAGUAUCAGCCAACAGCCGCCCCUUUGCAAAAGAUGAUGUUACACAGGAAUCAUUCAUUUGCAACGAUGAAUGCUGUCACGGAAGAGCAUUCAGCAGUCGUGCCAACCUUCGACGUCAUCAGAACGAAAGAAAGGGACUAAGAAGGGUUUACGCGUGUAGCUUCUGCCACCGCGUUUUCAGUCGUUCAACUGCUGUUCGGUUGCACCAGCAGAAUGGCGUCUGCUUCAAGUCCAAUGGCGCUACACAGUGA
Messenger RNA from Fusarium coffeatum, 633 nucleotides. RefSeq lists its product as uncharacterized. Bases 1 to 633 code for a protein of 210 amino acids. The transcript is spliced from 2 exons. Lineage: Eukaryota; Fungi; Ascomycota; Sordariomycetes; Hypocreales; Nectriaceae. The record is from RefSeq and is a predicted model, not a curated record.